This is a messenger RNA of Nicotiana tabacum (common tobacco), 2458 nucleotides long. RefSeq lists its product as uncharacterized. The record is from RefSeq and is a predicted model, not a curated record. NCBI's taxonomy places the organism in Eukaryota, Viridiplantae, Streptophyta, Magnoliopsida, Solanales, Solanaceae. Gene Ontology annotation, molecular function: 5'-nucleotidase activity.
UCAACUUCCUUACAAUAGUUGACAAGUAGAGAAAGGGGGAAAAAGUAGCAACUUUCACGAUCAUUGGCACUACGAAAUUAGUAAAGUAUAAACGUCACUCUCCAUUGUUGAAGUAGCGGCGACUUCCAAAUCCUAACUACACCCAAUCGAACAUUUCUCUUUUUGGGUUUGGGUGUUGGAAUUCAGCCGCAAAUUUAUGCACAUGAGGUGUUCGACAGUUUGCCAAUCUGUAGCAAGCUGCAUGAAUAUACCAAAUAGUACUACUGGAAGUCCUUAUCUUCUGCCAAAACCCGUUAAAUUCUCUAACAGUGCAUUGGUGUUACGCUCGCCUAGUUCGUAUGCUCAUGUAAAUGGGUUCUCUUGCCGCUGCGCCACUACGUCGGUGCCACCUGGCGAAGAUGUGUUCUCAGUUGUUACUUCUAACACAAAGUCUGAAGUGGAUUACCUUGGUCAAAGCACCAAAGGCGAUUUGAACCUCAAUUUUGGUACUAUUCCAUACAUCUCUACAAGAAUUGAUGGCCAGGCACUGCAAGGCCCUAUUGAGGAGGUGGCAAAAAUGGAAGCUCAAGAAGCAGAGAACCUGCUUAAACACUUGGGCAUUCCGGUUCCGCAUUCUGCUCGACAUUCCCCCCGUGGCAUAUUCUGCACACGCACAUUAAAUCUACGAUCAAUAAGUGUAAUUGGUUACGAUAUGGACUAUACACUGAUGCACUAUAACGUGAUGGCCUGGGAAGGAAGGGCUUAUGAUUACUGCAUGGAAAAUCUGAGAAGUGUGGGUUUCCCUGUGGAUGGGCUUGCAUUUGACCCUGAACUGGUGAUUAGAGGUCUUGUAAUAGACAAAGAGAAAGGUAACCUGGUUAAAGCAGAUAGAUUUGGGUAUAUUAAGAGGGCAAUGCAUGGAACGAGAAUGCUCUCAACUCGAGAAGUGAGUGAGAUUUACGGGAGAGAACUGGUUGAUCUGCGUAAGGAGAGCAGAUGGGAGUUCCUCAAUACACUAUUCUCAGUUUCAGAAGCAGUGGCUUAUAUGCAGAUGGUAGAUAGGCUGGAUGAAGGAGUUAUAGGACCAGAUCUCUGUCCACUUGAUUAUAAAGGGCUUUACAAGGCUGUUGGUAAGGCACUCUUCAGGGCACAUGUAGAAGGUCAACUGAAGAGUGAGAUAAUGUCCAAACCUGAACUAUUUGUAGAGCCUGAUCCUGAGCUACCUUUGGCAUUAUUGGAUCAAAAGGAGGCUGGGAAGAGGCUCUUGCUGAUUACAAAUUCAGAUUAUCAUUACACAGACAAAAUGAUGCAGCAUUCGUUUAAUCGGUAUCUUCCCAAUGAUAUGAGCUGGCGAGAUCUAUUUGAGAUGGUUAUAGUCUCAUCUAGGAAGCCGGAAUUCUUCCAAAUGUCCCACCCAAUGUAUGAAGUUGUGACUGGUGAAGGUCUAAUGCGUCCUUGUUUUAAGGCUCGCCCAGGUGGGUUGUACUCUGGAGGAAGCGCUCAGAUGAUUGAGAGUUCUCUCAAUGUCCAUGGAGAUGAAAUCUUAUAUGUUGGUGAUCAUAUAUAUACGGAUGUAAGCGUAUCCAAGGUCCAUCUCCGGUGGAGAACUGCUUUGAUUUGUCGAGAACUAGAAGAGGAGUAUAAUGCCUUAAUUCAUAGUCAACAACAUCGAGCUACUUUGAUUGAUCUUAUCAAUCAAAAGGAGGUUCUAGGUGAUCUUUUUAACCAACUUAGGCUUGCUCUUCAGAGGAGAACCAUGGGACGUCCUGCACAGACCCUUGCUGCCACACAUAUGGAAGAUAAUGAACUCACAGAAAGCAUGCAAAAGCUACUUGUCGUUAUGCAGAGGCUAGACCAGAAAAUUGGUCCAAUGUUGGAUGAGGACGGAGAGCUUUUCAAUAAAAGGUGGGGUUAUCUUUCGCGUGCAGGUCUGUGGGAUAAAAGCCACUUGAUGCGUCAAAUUGAGAAAUAUGCUGAUAUUUAUACUUCCAGAGUUUCAAACUUCCUCCACUAUACACCUUUCAUGUAUUUCCGUGCCCAAGAACAGAAUCUCGCCCAUGAUUCAUACACAUUUGACCAUCUACGGCGUGAUAAUUAACAGGAGUGGUGGAAUCUCAUUGUAGCUCUAUGGCUAGUUCUCAGUUGUAUAUUAGAUGUUAAAUUUGGCAUCGUCUCUCCUCCACCCUUGUACUCCAACCCCACACCUGCUUCAACGUGCUGUUGCAGGAAUCCAGUAUCUGCUAUCCAAUGGCAUAGCUAUGUUAUUGUACAAGUAAACAACUGAGACAGUUCAUAAUAAUCACUAGAAAAACCUAAGUCAUCAAAGCCGUCCUGCCAGUUCAUUGUAUUGACUUAUGUUUUAGUGAAAUGUAGCUCUCUUUGACAUUCUCACUGCAUCUGUUUUUACUAUUCAGAAGACUUUUUGGAUUUGAGAACUUGCCAGAUUUUAUAUUGAUAUCAAUGGCGACUUUGUUGGAUA